AUGUCUGAUUCUACAUCUUCCAUAAUUGGAUACCCAGCUCACUGGAAUACAAACAGAGCCAAACAAAAUCCAUGGCAAACUCAGGCACCGGUCCGUAAUCGGCCCCUCACAGCGAAUAUGGUGUCUACAACUUCAAUUCCUCCCUCCUCGAGUGCAAUCCCUGGCCUCUCUGACGAGCACUAUAGGCAAUUGAUGGAACUCUUGCAGCCCAGGGCCAAUUCCAUCUCUGCCUUCUCCGGGAUCGAUUCCUCCAUUUCCCCCCAAAUUCCUUGGAUAAUAGAUACAGGGGCUUCGGCCCAUAUAGCCUACACUAAUUAUUUAUCCAAGGCCCAUGGUGUUUUGGCCCAUUCUCAAUUUCUCACAUUGCCCACAGCUUUGGUUGAGAGAGGAAUCGAGAAGAAAAGCAAGAAGAAAGGCCGAUUGAAGGAAAGAAAAGAAAUGGGAAAGAAGAAAUCUUUCAUAGGUUUGGAAGGCAAGAAGGAUGCAUAUUAUUGCAAUUGUAAUGAUGGAUUGAGUGAUGCGAUUUACCAGAGGAACAUUGAUUAUGCAUGUGGAGCUGGAGCAGAUUGUUCUCCAAUUAUGAAAAAUGGCCCAUGUUUUCAGCCAAAUACUGUCGAGAAUCAUUGUAAUUUUGCAGUGAAUAGCUAUUAUCAAAGAUGUGCUCAGGUUCAGGGGAGUUGUAGCUUCUCAAACACUGCCGCUGUAGUUCAAGACCCACCUGGUAAGCAUCGUCUUACCUACAAAAGCAGAAUUAUACCUUGA
Molecule: messenger RNA, 762 nt
Organism: Fraxinus pennsylvanica
Lineage: Eukaryota; Viridiplantae; Streptophyta; Magnoliopsida; Lamiales; Oleaceae
Source: the annotation of a GenBank genome assembly